This is a messenger RNA of Sebastes umbrosus (honeycomb rockfish), 729 nucleotides long. RefSeq names its product arachidonate 5-lipoxygenase-activating protein (gene alox5ap). Gene Ontology annotation, biological process: leukotriene biosynthetic process. Bases 26 to 574 code for a protein of 182 amino acids. The record is from RefSeq and is a predicted model, not a curated record. NCBI's taxonomy places the organism in Eukaryota, Metazoa, Chordata, Actinopteri, Perciformes, Sebastidae. The transcript is spliced from 5 exons. Gene Ontology annotation, cellular component: membrane; endoplasmic reticulum; nuclear envelope. Gene Ontology annotation, molecular function: glutathione peroxidase activity; enzyme activator activity; glutathione transferase activity.
UGUCAUAGAGGAACAGAUCAGGUUUAUGUUGUGGAAGCUGACUGUAAAGACGCACUUCUGGACACCUCAGCGUUUCCAUCCACCAUCUACCUGCUCCUAUACAGCUCAAAAGGUCAUCAUGUUCAGCAUAGUGGUAGAACAAAUCUACCUCCUGGUCAUCGUCACCCUCAUCAGCGUGCUUCAGAACGCAUUCUUUGCCCUGAAGGUAGAGAAGGCGUGUAACAAUCCAUCUGCUUUUGAACGAGUUGCUUGUGCCAAUCGUAACUGCAUGGAUGCUUAUCCCACUUUCCUGGCAGUGAUGUGGUGUGCCGGCCUGUGUCUCAGUCAAGCUCCUGCCUCCUUUGCUGGGAUCAUCUAUCUUGUAGUCAGGCAGAAAUACUUUGUUGGAUACAUGGGACAAACCUCUCAAAGCACCCCAGGCUACCUGUUUGGAAAACGCAUCCUCGGCUUCCUGUUCCUGACGUGCAUUGUGGGAAUCUUCAACUACCUGCUGGUGCGCUUCUACGGCAGCGACUAUAAGGAAUACGUGGAAACCAUCACCAGCGCUGCAUCUGCUCUUCUCCUCAUUCCUUAGUGCAGUGUAUGUCAUGAAAUGGCAACAACAUGUCCCCACAUUUAUCUUUUAACUGAUGAGAACUAAAUUAAAACUCUGUACCCAUUUGUAUUUUCAGAUAAAAAAGUAUUUAUUGUGUUUGAGUUUGGUAAAAAUAAAAACGUCUCAUAAAGAAA